AUGGCGAGUGAGCGUGUCAUAAUGACCUCUACUACCUCAUCUUCUCUAAAUGACCGCUUCACUCGCAUCAUGAAGACAAGGAAGACUCAAGUGAAAGAGCCGGUGACCCGAAACAUUCGUGUUGACGAACGAGGAAUUGCGGGAACAGUCUCACGAAUGCGCUCAAACAUGAGCUCUCGUCAACCACGAUCAGUCAUCGCUGGAGGAUACAAAUACCCAGCUCGGAAUACUGUUUCUCGUGCUCAACAGUACAAAAACACUCGACGUACAAGCGUCCAUCAUCGAGUCGGGCGAAAGAACUUUCCUGACCGAAUUCCCUUCGCUCGAAGAAUGAAUGGAAGGGUCCAGAAAAGACAGUACAAGUCUUUCUGGGAUCGGAAUCGCCAGGAAAACUAUCCCAGAGAAAGCAGAUCCAGAAGAUCUUCUGGACGAUUCGUGAAUCCACUGGACCGAUUCACGCCAGAACCUAGCAGAAAAUUCAAUGAAAUGCGAUCACGACAGGGUUUCCGACCUUCUCAAGCAGCCGGCUUCCGUUUCAAACGAAACAACAACCGAAUCAAUGGAAAGUACGGCAACUACGGCCGAACGAAUCGCCGCCAGCUUGAUCGCGAAUUAGAAGGAUACAUGCAGAAAUCUGCAAAGUAUAAUCGGGCCAGACUGGACGAGGAAAUGGAUCAGUACAUGAGCGGAACAAAGGCUUAUUUGGAUAAGCAGAUGGACGAGUACAUGUCCGCUAAGAAAAAGAACACUGCUAUCCAAGGAAUCUAA
This is a messenger RNA of Oikopleura dioica, 768 nucleotides long. The record is from the annotation of a GenBank genome assembly. Lineage: Eukaryota; Metazoa; Chordata; Appendicularia; Copelata; Oikopleuridae.